UCUUUCAGCUGGUCAAGCUGCUGAAACUGGGCGCCUGGGUGUCCAGAGUUGGCAGGAGUAGCUGCGCUGUUGUCCCGGCUCACCUGAAUGGACAGGGACAGGUCACUGGGGAGGCCUGAGAUCCCAGGUGUUUCCUGCCUCCUGUCCUCCCUCUUCUGAGAGGAGGCACAGCUAGACUCGGAGCCGAGACCCCAGGACCUGGUGCCGGGGGGCUGGAGGCACCAUCUGGCCCUUCCCUGGAAAAGGCUUGUGGGCACUUUCCAGGGCCAGGAUGUGGGGUCCUUCCCCAGUGACUGGUCUCGGGCCCCAGGGACCCCAGUAGAGAUGUGCCGGCCCAACACUCCUGACACGGGUGGCCGCACAGGCCCCUGGCCCCUGGCAGUUGGGGCAGGAGUAAAAUGUCUUGCUCCCUGGCCAUGUGACUAAGGCAUGGUGGGAACACCCUAGCCCUAGUUUCCUCUGGGCCCCCCGUCUGUUUGAGCACCUGCCCCCCGCCAUGACAGUGCAUGUCCCUUGCCGAUUAGGUUGUCAUAGGUAGACCAAAAAAGUUGUGUCUCUCCCCCAAAACCAGGGGAUCCACUUACAUUUGAUUUUUGAUGUUGAGGUGAGGUGUUUUUUUUUGGGGGGGGACAUGGCAGGGAUGGGGUCACACUUGGCAAUGCUCAGGAACUACUGCUCAUGCUCAGGGGACCAUAUGGGAUGCCGGGGACCGAACCCAGGUUGGCUGGUCAUGUGCAAGGUGAACGCCUUCCCCACUAUACUAUCGCUCUGGCCCCUGGAGUGCUUUUUAGUGGAAGAACAUUCCAUGUAUUUUUUUUUUCUUUUUUGGGUCACAUCCAGCAAUGCUCAGGGAUUACUCUUGUCUCUGCACUCAGGAAUUACUCCUGGCGGUGCUUGGGGGACCAUAUGGGAUGCCGGGAAUCGAACCUGGGCCGGCCGCGUGCAAAGCAAACGCCCUACCUGCUGUGCUAUCACCCCAAUUUCAUGUAUUCUUUGGUUGUUUUGUUGUCAGUUUGUUUCGCAGCCAUCCCCGGCUGUACUCUGGGCUGGCUUCUGACUCUGCAUUCAGGGAUCAUGUCUGGUGGGCUCUGGGGACCAUUGUGUGGUGACAGGAAUCGAACCUGGGUCAGCCAUGUGCAAGGUGUCUGCGAUGCCGCUGCAGAAGAAGCUCUGGGAGUCCAUGGCCAAAGGGUUGGUGCUGGGCGCGCUCUUCACCACCUUCCUGCUGCUGCUCUACUCAUACGCGGUGCCCCCGAUGCAUGCCAGCCCCGCCUCCACGACCCCGGAGGGCACAGCGUCCUGCUCCCCGGCCUCGGCUGAGCCGGAGCCGGGCCCGCCGGCCAACGGCUCGUCCCGGGGCUGCCAGCCCCGGCGCGACAUCGUGUUCAUGAAGACUCACAAGACGGCCAGCAGCACCCUCCUCAACAUCCUCUUCCGCUUCGGCCAGAAGCACGGGCUCAAGUUCGCCUUCCCCAACGGCCGCAACGACUUCGACUACCCGGCCUUCUUCGCGCGCAGCCUGGUGCAAGACUACCGGCCCGGCGCGUGCUUCAACAUCAUCUGCAACCACAUGCGCUUCCACUACGACGAGGUGCGCGGGCUGGUGCCGCCCAACGCCACCUUCAUCACGGUGCUCCGCGACCCCGCGCGCCUCUUCGAGUCCUCCUUCCACUACUUCGGCUCGGUGGUGCCCUUCACGUGGAAGCUGGCGGGCGGCGACAAGCUGGCCGCCUUCCUGCAGGAGCCCGAGCGCUACUACGACCCCGCCGGCUACAACGCCCACUACCUCCACAACCUGCUCUUCUUCGACCUGGGCUACGACAGCGACCUGGACCCGGGCAGCCCGCGCGUGCAGGAGCACAUCCUGGAGGUGGAGCGGCGCUUCCACCUGGUGCUCCUGCAGGAGUACUUCGACGAGUCGCUGGUGCUGCUCAAGGAGCUGCUGUGCUGGGAGCUGGAGGACGUGCUGUACUUCAAGCUCAACGCGCGCCGCGCCUCGGCCGUGCCGCGCCUCUCGGGCGAGCUGUACCGCCGCGCCACGGCCUGGAACCAGCUCGACGCGCGCCUCUACCGCCACUUCAACGCCAGCUUCUGGCGCCGCGUGGACGCCUUCGGCCGCGCGCGCAUGGCCCGCGAGGUGGCCGCCCUGCGGCGCGCCAACGAGCGCAUGCGCCGCAUCUGCAUCGACGGCGGCCGCGCCGUGGACGCCGAGGCCAUCCAGGACUCGGCCAUGCAGCCCUGGCAGCCCCUGGGCGCCAAGUCCAUCCUGGGCUACAACCUCAAGAAGAGCAUCGGCGGGCGGCACGCGCAGCUCUGCCGCCGCAUGCUCACGCCCGAGAUCCAGUACCUGAUGGACCUGGGCGUCAACCUGUGGGUCACCCGGCUCUGGAAGUUCGUCCGCGACUUUCUGCAGUGGUGACCCGACCUCCUGACCACUCGGCAUCCCCGCCUGCCCGCCCCUUCUCCCCCACCACACACACACACACACACACACACCACCCCGCCUGCUCUCUGGAGACGGCUCCUGUCAGGGACCCCCAGGCUUCCCCUGAGCCCCUCCUGGUGCUACCCCAUCCCCACCCCCGGGGUGAGGGGGGUUGCCUUGGGGAUGCAGCCGGCCAGGACUGGAUCCACUCUCCCACCCCGUCCACACACAAGGGCCCAAGAUCAGUAUUUGACUAAUUGUACUUGUUUUGGUUUUAAAUUAAAUCCCCUGCCCUCCACCCCCCCACCUCCCCAACAGAAUGUUCUAGUUCUCCUCUUCCCCUCAAAGGGGAGACGGUGGAAGUAAAGGAAUUGAUGUGCUUUUGUUAA
Sorex araneus (European shrew) is the source of this 2814-nucleotide messenger RNA. It is a transcript of the gene GAL3ST1, whose product is annotated as galactose-3-O-sulfotransferase 1. The record is from RefSeq and is a predicted model, not a curated record. Lineage: Eukaryota; Metazoa; Chordata; Mammalia; Eulipotyphla; Soricidae. Gene Ontology annotation, cellular component: membrane. Gene Ontology annotation, biological process: galactosylceramide biosynthetic process; myelination. Gene Ontology annotation, molecular function: galactosylceramide sulfotransferase activity. Bases 1133 to 2419 code for a protein of 428 amino acids. The transcript is spliced from 3 exons.